Messenger RNA from Emys orbicularis (European pond turtle), 1568 nucleotides. RefSeq names its product spindlin 1 (gene SPIN1). Lineage: Eukaryota; Metazoa; Chordata; Testudines; Emydidae. The transcript is spliced from 6 exons. The coding region runs from base 359 to 1147 and encodes 262 amino acids. Gene Ontology annotation, biological process: gamete generation. The record is from RefSeq and is a predicted model, not a curated record.
CGCUCGCCCUGCUCUUCCACCAGGCUCUCCUCCUCUGUCUCUCUCCGUUUCUUAAUGUUUCAUCCGUACGUGCUUUUCUGUCUCUCUCCCCAUCCCUAAUCUCCUUCCCCAUCCCCCUCCCCCCAAAAGGAGGAAAAGCAAUUCACCCUCCUUCUUGCGCGCAUGGCGGGAUUUCAAGGAGAAAUAUAAUUGAAAAUACUUCUUCAGCUAAUCUUGGGACAAGCAAAUUCUCGUUUGAAUGGUGGAUUAACAAGUAGUAAUUUUAUCAUUCUAAGGCUAAGAGGAAAUUUUAAGAGUUGGAGAGAACUGGAUUUUCACCCUAGUCCAGCAGCUUUGCUGCUCACUUAAACACAGAUGAAUGAAGACCCCAUUCGGAAAGACACCAGGUCAGCGAUCCAGAGCUGAUGCAGGGCAUGCAGGAGUGUCUGCCAGCAUGAUGAAGAAGAGAACUUCUCACAAAAAGCAUCGAAACAACGUAGGACCUAGCAAACCCAUUUCUCAGCCCCGAAGAAAUAUUGUAGGGUGCAGAAUACAGCAUGGAUGGAAAGAAGGGAGUGGACCUGUAACACAAUGGAAGGGGACAGUUCUUGAUCAGGUUCCUGUAAAUCCUUCUCUCUACCUUAUUAAGUAUGAUGGAUUUGAUUGCGUCUAUGGACUAGAACUGCACAAAGAUGAAAGAGUGUCAGCGCUUGAAGUCCUUCCAGACAGAGUUGCUUCAUCUCGAAUCAGUGAUGCCCACCUGGCAGACACAAUGAUUGGCAAAGCUGUGGAACAUAUGUUUGAAACAGAAGAUGGCUCAAAAGAUGAGUGGAGGGGGAUGGUCUUGGCUCGAGCUCCUAUAAUGAACACGUGGUUUUAUAUUACUUAUGAGAAGGAUCCUGUCUUGUACAUGUAUCAGCUCUUAGAUGACUAUAAAGAAGGUGACCUCCGCAUUAUGCCUGAUUCCAAUGAUUCACCUCCAGCAGAACGGGAACCAGGUGAAGUUGUGGACAGCCUGGUAGGCAAACAAGUUGAAUAUGCCAAAGAAGAUGGCUCUAAAAGGACUGGCAUGGUCAUUCAUCAAGUUGAAGCAAAACCUUCUGUCUAUUUCAUCAAGUUUGAUGAUGAUUUCCAUAUUUAUGUCUAUGAUUUGGUGAAAACAUCUUAGACAUCAUCGUGAACUUUUGCCAAACUUGUGGAACUAUUAAAUGUAAAAUUUGUAGACACAAAGACUUGACUGCUUUCCAGUUUAAUGAAAGCUUAAAUGUCCCUGCGAACCCACAAUCUCUGCCAACAAAACUGUUUUGUUCUGAAUAAUACAAACAAAUUUGUGUGAACAUGACACAUUUUGUGUAAGGGAACUCCUUUUCUUGAAGGAAGUCACUAUAUUUUUGGGGAGAGGGAGUUAAAGUAAACAGCUGCAAAUUCAAGCUGUGUAAAGUUGAUCUAGUAUUGUAAUCAUUAAUCUAAAAAAAAUUUCAUAGCCUUUAACUUUUUCUUCAACCUCGCACUCACCUGUUCAACUGCCACAUGCAAGUGUAGUUUGAUAUUUUCAAUAUUGCCUUCUUAUGUAACAUUAAAUUUAAUUU